Plasmopara halstedii is the source of this 1170-nucleotide messenger RNA. RefSeq lists its product as uncharacterized. Bases 1 to 1170 code for a protein of 389 amino acids. The record is from RefSeq and is a predicted model, not a curated record. Lineage: Eukaryota; Oomycota; Peronosporomycetes; Peronosporales; Peronosporaceae. The transcript has 2 exons.
AUGCGAAGAGGUAAGGAACGUUGGACGCACUUGGAUGACGAGCGCUUAAGCCAGGCGUUACUCGCUGUGUUCGCCAGCCACAGGGAAGUGAUGCUGAGUGAUAAUUGCGCGCUUUGGAAGCGCGUGCAUAAACGUUACCACGAACUCGUAUUGGCGGAGCCGGCAGCUGUGCCAGACAUAACAGUUGCGUUACGCAGCGCUCGGUCGCUUCACACUCGAUGGGCGCGCGGCAUUCGACCUGACAUGAUUUUGUUUGCGUCGCUUGUAGACAAGCUACAAAAGGCUGGCAAGAAGCCCCUCAAGGCUAUAGAGCAGGCUGAAAAGCUUUUUAAAGAAGAGCGUAGUGAAAUUAAUGCGACUAUUAUGCGUCGGUUUGUACGGGACCGUCAGCAACCAAUAAUUACUCCAAGCGACUUGGAGGCAUAUGUGGUUCAUCCCAAACUCAAAUUUGAAUCUUUCCACUUUCGUCACUGCUACGAAAUUUUGCGAUCAAAUCGUCGAUUUUUGGAGGUGUUGCUUGGGCAGGAUGGAGAUCAUAAGGUGGGCACCUUGCACAAGCGGCGUCGAGUUAGUGGCACUAAUGCCACGGAUGAGAUAGAAGACAGCUUUUUAACGUCGAGCGACAAUUCGGACACCUUCGACUUCCAUAAUAACAAAGAACAUAAAGCAAUAAUGCAGGUAACAACUGAGCCCUACCAGACUAAUAAUUUGGAGAGGCCAACUUUGCCCCAUUCAAAGUGGCAGGUUGCUGCCAAUAAUAUAUCGACGCAAGUGAGAACACCAGCAUCUCCCUUAAAUGUGGCAUCGCAUGGGUCCAGCAGUGUUGUCGUUUCUUUUGACGAUAAUGGUGAAUAUUCUCAGAUCUCGCGCCUUGAGUGUGACCGCGAUAUAGCGAAUGAGUUUAUUCGUAUACGUACAAAGAAACUGGAGGAUGAUAGACGCCUUAAGCUUAUCGCGGAGCUACGAGGCGUCGUGGAGACAAUUGCAAAACUCGCGAAGCAGCUCGCUUGGACAGGAGUUGCAUCGACAACAUUGGCAGCAAAGACUGGUUUGAUUUGUUCUGUGCUGGACGAAGAUGUGCUGCGAGAUAUCGCCUUCUUUCGCGCGGAAAAGAAACGAUUGCAGCAGUCUAUUGCUGCCCUUGACAGCGACAUCAUUAGAUCGAGUUGA